Messenger RNA from Sciurus carolinensis (gray squirrel), 2892 nucleotides. It is a transcript of the gene Ccdc9, whose product is annotated as coiled-coil domain containing 9. The record is from RefSeq and is a predicted model, not a curated record. Lineage: Eukaryota; Metazoa; Chordata; Mammalia; Rodentia; Sciuridae. Bases 778 to 2490 code for a protein of 570 amino acids. The transcript has 14 exons.
AAAAUAACGCGAGAGGGCGAGGGCGGGUUCUUGCUGUCGCCUGUGGAGCCGGAGGGCGGGGCCAGGGAGUUGGCUGGGAAGUCGAUGCUGGGCCAGAUUAAGGACGCGAGAAUGUGGGCCCGGCCAAAAGUCUGGCGGGAAAGGCGGAGCCUGAAAGUUUCGUCCUAUCCUGGGGCAGAGCAAGAGGGACGUCAGGGCCUGCACCGGGGCGUUCCCAGCCAGGUGGAGGCUGGAACUUUUCCCUGCAAAGCCGCGGGUGGGCGUGGGAACUUCUUCCUGUCUGGAGCGAGCGUUCACUGGGGAGGUCAAGCCCAAUCCGGGAAGUCUGCCCAGUGGGCUCCUGGGCCAGUUUUCAGAAUACCUUUAGGUUAGAUGUAAGACGACCAUAGGUUUUUUCAGGGUGCGGGGGCGGGCUAGGACUUUCCACAGGAGGUAUGGGGUUAUGUUCUCUUGAGAGUUGAAGUUGGAACUGCGUAGGGUUUAGCAUGUUUCUGAAGCUUACCUGGCGAAGUUAGAGCGUUCACCAAAAUGUGAGUGGCACCAGAAUGGGCACAGGGAAGUGGGUGUAGAAAUCUCUUGUGCAGGUUGGAGAAGGGAUGUAGCUAAAGCUCUCUUGAGUUUUGUCUGGGCCAAAACUCCCACUAUAGGUUGUGGAAGCUGGGCUGGAAUCUUCAGUUUGGAAGGAAACAACAGGACUGAGCCAGAACUUCCUAAGGAACCCUACUGCUGCUUCCAGAUUCUGUGGUGGUUGCUGGGACCCUGGCCACAGCUGGUGAAAUGGCAGCCACACUGGAUUUGAAAUCAAAGGAGGAGAAGGAUGCUGAGCUGGACAAGAGGAUCGAGGCUCUUCGGAGGAAGAAUGAGGCCCUUAUCCGGCGCUACCAGGAGAUUGAAGAAGAUCGCAAAAAAGCCGAACUCGAGGGUGUAGCAGUAACAGCCCCACGGAAGGGCCGCUCAGUGGAGAAGGAGAAUGUGGCGGUUGAGGAGAAGAGCAUGGGUCCCUCACGGAGAGCUACUGGGACCCCUCGGCCCCCAGGGGUCAGCAGGGGUGGGCGGCCACCCCCACAGCAGGGAGGCCGGGCCGGCAUGGGCCGGGCAUCCCGCAACUGGGAGGACAGUCCUGGGGAGCCGCCUCGAGGAGGAACUGGGGGCCGUGGCCGAAGGGGCCGGGGCCGGGGGUCUCCUCAUCUCUCAGGAGCCGGAGACACCUCCACCUCCGACCGCAAAUCCAAGGAGUGGGAGGAGCGGCGGAGACAGAACAUUGAGAAAAUGAAUGAGGAGAUGGAGAAGAUCGCGGAGUACGAGCGCAAUCAGCGGGAAGGGGUGCUGGAGCCCAACCCAGUGCGGAACUUUCUGGAUGACCCCCGGCGACGCAGUGGGCCCCUGGAGGAGCCAGAACGGGACCGCCGGGAGGGCAGCCGUCGGCAUGGGCGCAACUGGGGCGGCCCUGACUUUGAGCGGGUGCGCUGUGGCUUAGAGCACGAGCGGCAGCAGGGCCGCCGGGCUGGCCCAGGCUGUGCUGGUGACAUGACACUGUCCAUGACGGGCCGGGAACGGUCAGAGUACCUGCGCUGGAAACAAGAGAGGGAGAAGAUUGACCAGGAGCGACUGCAGCGACACCGCAAGCCCACGGGCCAGUGGCGGCGGGAGUGGGAUGCUGAGAAGACGGAUGGCAUGUUCAAGGAUGGCCCAACCCCUGCUCACGAACUGUCCCACCGCUAUGAUGAACAGGCCUGGGCCCGGCCUCCCAAACCCCCCACUUUUGGGGAGUUUCUGUCACAGCGUAAAGCUGAGGUCAGCAGCCGCAGAAGGAGAAAGAGCAGCCGGCCCCAGGCCAAGGCAGUGCCCCGGGCCUACAGUGACCAUGAUGACCGCUGGGAGACAAAAGAGGAGGCAGUGUCCCCAGCCCCUGAAGCCCCUCAGCCCACAUCCCAGGAGGAGACACCCAUGCAGCCUCCGGAGCCACCUGCUCCUGCUCACCGGCCUCCUGAGGAUGACGGGGAGGAGGAGGAGGAGGAGGAUGAAGAAUGGGAGGAUGUGAGUGAGGAUGUGACUGAGGACGAGGAGGAGGAGGACGAGGAGGAGGAGAUUGAGGAGGACAAGGGUACUGAGGAGCAGGAGGAAGAUCCAGCCCCUGACCGCCAACCCCAAGAGGCCGAGCCCUCUGGGAGUGCCCCCAGUGAGCAGGUGGACACAGCGCCUUCCAGAGCUGAGGAUCCACUUCCCCAGGCCCCUGCCACGCCUUCCAGCCCCUUCUCGCCACCUGGUGGCCACCAGCCUGUGUCAGAUUGGGGAGGUGACCAGCCAGCCCCUGCCUCCCUGGAGAGUGGGUGCAGCCUCCCAGGAGCCCAGAAAGCUGAAGAGGAGGGGUCUGAGGCACCACCAGAGGUGGGCCCCGAAGGCCAGGAGACGGCGGAGAUCACCGACUUCCAGAGGGUGCGUUUCUGCAAGGUGGUAGCGGCCGCUCCGCCCCCAGGGGCCGCCCGCUGACCGCAUCCGCUGGACCCGGGCAUCGGUCCUCUGCACUAACCUCCCACCGCCUCGCUCCUCUGCUUCCGCCACACUCCUGCCAGGAGAGGGUUAAAUGUAAGGGGAGGGGAGGAGCGAGGGUCACUGUAUGGGGCGGGGCCAGGGCAGUAGUGUAAAUUGGUGAGGAUUCAGUCCAGGCCCUAUCAAUGGGGGACGUACUGGGAUGGCCGAGAUGCCUCCGAAUUAGCGCCCUAAGGAGGCAUUGCGGGGUAGGUGCCAGUCUCCUGGCCGAAUUUCCCGUCUCCAGGCGCCUACAUCUGGGGCAUGGCAAAUCGCCUGUGACUCCUCCGCAGGACUUGAAUUAAUCGGGCACCGGCCCGCCUCUUUAUUAAACGCAGUGCUUCCGCUAACCUUUGAACUGUA